This is a messenger RNA of Cercopithifilaria johnstoni, 714 nucleotides long. NCBI's taxonomy places the organism in Eukaryota, Metazoa, Nematoda, Chromadorea, Rhabditida, Onchocercidae. The record is from the annotation of a GenBank genome assembly.
AUGGCCGGCCGCCGCGAUUGCCGCGUGUAUAUUGGGAAUCUUCCACCUGAUAUUAGACAGCGUGAUUUGGAAGACUUAUUUUACAAAUAUGGACACAUCAAUUUCAUUGAUGUCAAACUUACACGUGGAGCACCAUUCGCUUUUAUCGAGUUUGACGAUCCACGUGACGCGCGUGAUGCAAUUCGUGGACGUGACGGUUAUGAAUUAGAUGGUUGCCGAAUCAGAGUUGAAAUGACUCGAGGGGUCGGUCCUCGUGGUCCAGGUGGUCGUCCUCUCUACGGUCCUGAUCGUGGAGAACGUGAUCGAAGACCGCCACCUCCUCGUGGCCCUCCACGCCGCAGUGGAUAUCGUGUUUUGGUAACUGGUCUACCAGUAACAGGAUCUUGGCAAGAUCUGAAGGAUCACAUGCGUGAAGCUGGUGACAUUUGUUACGCAGAUGUUUUCAAAGAUGGGACUGGUGUCGUUGAAUACACUAGACAAGAUGACAUGAAGUAUGCAAUCAAAAAGCUUGAUGACACGAAGUUCAAGUCUCAUGAGGGUGAAACGUCUUACAUCCGAGUGAAGGAGGCAGCAAUCGAUGAUCGUUACAGGUCGCGUUCACGGUCCCCUCGUGGUUCUCCGAAGUACAGCCCGAAGUCGGCUUCUCGUUCGCGAUCUCGCUCGCCGAUACAUUCCGCAUCACCUGCGCGAUCCUCUCGCUCACGUUCACAAUAA